Naegleria fowleri is the source of this 429-nucleotide messenger RNA. RefSeq lists its product as uncharacterized. The transcript has a single exon. Bases 1 to 429 code for a protein of 142 amino acids. The record is from RefSeq and is a predicted model, not a curated record. Lineage: Eukaryota; Heterolobosea; Eutetramitea; Acrasida; Naegleriidae.
AUGGUCGCACCAAAACGUGGAAGAGGCUCAUCAUCCUCUGGCAGAGGUAGAAGGGAACAAAACAAGUCAUCCACACGAGACUCUUCUGAUAUUGUCAUCAGAUCUGAUGGCGGCAAGAGAGAGGUGGUUAAGAAGUCUCUUUCACUCUCUGAAAGAUUCAGUAAAGUCCAUGAAAAGUCAUCCACUGUAAAGGGCAUCACCAAGAAAACUAACACCAACAAGGGCGGAAGAGGUAGAGGCGGAUCAACCAGAGGUAGAGGCGGAAGAGGAGGUGGUCGUAAGAGAGGAGGCAAGAAGGAAGUCAAGAAGCCAAAGACCAAGGAAGAACUAGACAGAGAUAUUGAGAGCCACAUGAAAGCAGAAUCUGAUGAUAACAAUGGUUCUUCAUCUAAGACCGCCGAAGAAAACAACGACUCAUCCGAGCAAUAA